CCCUAAGCCAAGGGUCAGUCAGAACAAAGAGGUGUUUGAAUCAUCAGGUUAAACAUUAAGCAGAGGACCGAGAUAGGAUGUUAAAAGAGAGUGGCCAGCAGAAUGUAGGCCUAGUACAGAAGAGUAGAGGAGUAGCCUAGUUGACUUGAGCACUUGAGGUACCGUAUAGUAGGUAGUAUUUUUACCACAAAUAAUUUCUCUCCUGUAGAGACAGUAAAUGCUCAUCUUAUCUUGUAGACACACAGAGAACAACUGGGUAAGCAGACACAUCCAUUAAUUCAGUGCACCGUAAAUUGUGUUCGUUAAAGUAUGGGGACUUUGAAAGCAGCACCAAGGCAGAACGUGCUUCUACUGCUGCUAUCGCUGCCUUUGUUGUGGUGCUGCUUCUUUAGUGCAGUGGUGUCGGCAGAAAGUGGGGGGACCGACACCGGUGCUACUACCGACUCCCACUCCUCCUCGGACGUCCACGCUGCCCUGAGGGAGAUGAGCGUGUUGCUAGGCGAACAGAAGGCAGAGCUCCGGAAUGCAAAGAGCCAGAUCGCCGCCCUGAUGGACAGAGUCAAGAACAGCGAGAGCCAGCUGGAGCAGAUGAGGAAGGACCAACAGGAGGGCAGUGUGGCCUUUUCUCUCUCACUGGAGACCACAGGGACUGGACACACCGGGCCUUUCAACACGGGAACAACACUCGUCUUCAAACAAGUCUUCUGCAAUGUUGGCAAUGGAUACAACGCCGACACAGGCUUCUUCACAGCGCCUGUGAGGGGAUUAUACGAGUUCAGCUUCGUCCUCCACUCCGCUGGUGGUUACAGUUCACUGGGCACACUGAGGAGGAACAGGCAAGACGUGGUGUCUGUCUACUCUACCCAGGGCUCCCACCACAACAACGCCUCCAAUGGGGUCAGCCUGCUGCUGGAGAAGGGAGAUGUGGUGGACGUGUUCAUGCCCCCAAACAUGUGGGCCUUUGACAACCAGUACCACUACACCACCUUCAGGGGACACCUGCUGUUCAGGGUGGAGGAAGAGUCUCCUCCUUCCCCGCCGAUGAAAUGAUGGUUACAGUAAUCAAGUGGUUCCCAAACUGUGGGUGAAUCCUAAUAUGCGGACUUACGUCCUCCCUUGCUCACUUGCCUGCUUGUGACCUCAUGAUGAUGUCACUGACGACAGAAAAUGAAUUCAAUAUCUUGCAAAAGCACAAUUCUAAUGUCAUUUUCUCAUUUGCAAUUGGGAUGGUGAAUGAAAAAAAGUCCCCCAAAAGUUGU
Molecule: messenger RNA, 1259 nt
Organism: Engraulis encrasicolus (European anchovy)
Lineage: Eukaryota; Metazoa; Chordata; Actinopteri; Clupeiformes; Engraulidae
Product: cerebellin-1-like
Exons: 4
Coding region: 310-1050 (246 amino acids)
Molecular function (GO): protein binding
Source: RefSeq, a predicted model, not a curated record